GGGAUAUUGGUCAACGUACGAUGGAACUUCAGAACUGGCUGCGAACUGCCCUCCAGCAUUACAGUGAUCCCGAACGUACAUUUCGCGAUGUUGACGCUGUGCUGCAAAUGUACGUGUCCUUGAGACCAAAGAUGGAUAAUUACACGUACAAUGAUGGUCAUACGGAAUUGCUUCUUUGUCUCUACGGCACCGUACCUAUUACUUAUCGAUCGGUGCCUUAUAAUAUUCCUGUCGCUUUCUGGAUCCCCAUGUCCUACCCUCAUCAACCACCUAUUCCAUAUGUGAAACCCACUGCAAACAUGCUGGUCCGUGAAGGCAAUUAUGUGGACAACAGCGGUUUAUGUUAUCACCCCUAUCGGUCGUCAUGGACCGAAGAUGUCAAUAAACACACCCUGCUUGAACUGAUUGCCGUACUACAACAAGUGUUUGGACAAGAACCACCAGUGUACACCAAGAUCAUGCCGCCCAAUACCAUUCCAUCCUCCCCGCCGUCCUCGCACCAUGCCACUCCGCCUAUUUCUAAACGAUCGUCCUUGAACACCAUGCCAUUAGCGUCCCCUUCGCCUCCACCGGUUUCUACUACCUCCACCACCGCAGCCGAUGCAACGGCGGCAGGCUCGAAAUGGUAUGGUGAUGGUACGGCAUUUUACAAUAUUCAUCAGGGAUUUGCGUCCAUGUCACUGAAUCCUACGGGACCUAAUCCUACGGCAAGCAGCAGUACUGGCAGUAUACCAAAAUCGUCGUCGUUUCCGGUCAUGCCUACAGCUUCCGAUUAUGCAACACGCGGACGAAGCGCUGUUCACGACAAGCUGUACAGAAAAGUGUUGGAAAAUAUGCAAUCGUUCAAUAUGACAAUAUCCGCCGAGAUGGAUCGUUUGCUGAUGGUCAAUCGACAGCUAAACGACGGCGAAAUGGCGAUUAAUCACGAAGAGAAAAUGUUACUCGAUGCUCGUCAAAAACUCGAAUACAAUAUCAACCUACUGAAAACACGAUCAAAGGACAUAGAGGAAACGACCGACAAAGUGAAUAAUAUACCGGACAUUGAGGUUGACGAGGCGUUAUCGGGAACCACGGUUGUGUAUAAUCAACUGUUCGAGCUGGUGGCAGACGAUUGCGCCAUUUCUGAUACCAUGUAUAUUUUGGGCAAAGCACUUAAUACGGAACGAAUCGAUUUAGCGACCUUUAUGAAGUGCACACGUGCUUUGGCAAGGGAGCAGUUUAUGAAGCGAGCGCUGAUAAAAAAGAUUUGUGAUGCAGAUAAAUAAUCGCUUUGUUGCCCAUCCUCCUAUUGCAUGUCCCUUUUGCUUAACAUCGAGGCGUGCCAGCGUACAAAUAACUCUUUGUGAUCGUCCUUCAACCGUCCAGAGAACCAAAAACAAAACAAGAAAAAAGGGGUUUUAGAACGGUCAGUGGAACUCUUUUUGUAAUUUAAGCCAUUAAAGCAAAUGUACAAAUUUUUCUUCUUUACUUGUAUUUUCAAAGCUUCUUUUCUGACAAUCAACCGCCAGUUUGAAUGAGUGCAAGCGUAAGGACAAAAGGACAUUACGGGUGAAAAUGAGCAUGUUCUCGCCCGGUAUCCUCUGACGUAUGCCCUAUCAACCUAUCUUUUUUUUUUGCUUUUGCUUUUCAUUCAUUCGUCCGUCAUACAGCGGAUUCCAAGCAGUUAGUUGUUAUUAUUUUUGAACGAGU
Messenger RNA from Radiomyces spectabilis, 1689 nucleotides. RefSeq names its product UEV domain-containing protein. Gene Ontology annotation, molecular function: ubiquitin binding. The record is from RefSeq and is a predicted model, not a curated record. Bases 21 to 1265 code for a protein of 414 amino acids. Gene Ontology annotation, biological process: protein modification process; protein transport; endosome to lysosome transport. Gene Ontology annotation, cellular component: ESCRT I complex. Lineage: Eukaryota; Fungi; Mucoromycota; Mucoromycetes; Mucorales; Radiomycetaceae. The transcript has 7 exons.